This is a messenger RNA of Crotalus tigris (Tiger rattlesnake), 1481 nucleotides long. RefSeq names its product succinate dehydrogenase complex subunit C (gene SDHC). Gene Ontology annotation, cellular component: membrane. The coding region runs from base 56 to 565 and encodes 169 amino acids. Gene Ontology annotation, biological process: mitochondrial electron transport, succinate to ubiquinone; tricarboxylic acid cycle. Gene Ontology annotation, molecular function: electron transfer activity; succinate dehydrogenase activity. Lineage: Eukaryota; Metazoa; Chordata; Lepidosauria; Squamata; Viperidae. The transcript is spliced from 6 exons. The record is from RefSeq and is a predicted model, not a curated record.
UCGGGCAGUGACGUCACCGCGCGCUGCGUCCCGUUCGCAGCACUUCCCGGCCAAGAUGGCGGCCUCCGUCUUGAGGUUAGCAAGCCGGCGCUGCUUCUACCUACGCCUCAGCCCGGGGUCCUUCAUGCCACAUGUGGUCCCCAUGGGGACGACGGCGAAGGAAGAAAUGGCUAAGUUUUGGGAGAAGAACACCAAAUCUCAGCGGCCCUUGUCCCCACAUAUCAGCAUUUACGAGUGGACCCUGCCGAUGUCAAUGUCCAUCAUUCACCGCGGGACCGGUGUGGGAAUGAGUUUAGGUGUGUCCCUCUUCGCCUUGAGUGCCCUGGCUCUUCCCGGACAGUUUUCCGACUACCUGGACCUGAUCAAGUCACUCAGCCUGGCGCCCGCUCUGAUCUAUUCAGCCAAGUUCGCUUUGUCCCUACCUGUCACCUACCACACCUGGAACGGGAUUCGGCAUCUGGCCUGGGACCUGGGCAUAGGUUUCAAGAUACCCCAGUUGUACCAAUCUGGAGCUCUAGUCCUCGUCCUGACGGUUCUGUCUUCCCUUGGGAUCGCAGCCAUGUGAAGAGAAUCAAAGGCACGCCUCCUGCUCACUCCCCAACUUUCUAACUUUUGCGCCCUUCUGCACCCACAAAGUUGGCUCCGUCGGGACUUCCACCCCACUUGUUCAUUAGGAAAAGAACAGCUGAGGUGCAGAAGGGCUGAAAUCGGCAAAAUUCACAUUAUUCAUCAGAAAGGAUACAGUUCUCCUUGGAUCCUUGUAGGGAUUUCUCUCCUUUUAUUAUUUUUUUUUUCCACUUGUGAGAGGCCACAAUUUUGCCCCGGGGACUCUUGGCGUCCCUUCCCCAGCUGAGGCUUAAAAUCCCACCACUUUGAAACGUGGCCGGGCUUUAAAAAACCGACGUUCUCCCACGGGGCGAAAGGCAGCCCCUUCGCUCUCCGGAACAAUCCUUUCCUUUGAAAGAACCACAGGGCAGCGUGCACACGGGCGUGGGUGCAACACAUUUCAGAAAACACAACACCGUCCAUUGACAGCAAGCCGGCGUUAAGAGUCACACAGCCAAAGUGGACACCUCCAGUCUGGCUGAUCUUUUCCAAGUGGGCCUGUGGAUCCCAAUGGGGAGGGGGGAAAUGGAGGCAGGCCCAAAGCUUGCAAAAUCUUCUCUCUCCCGUUUGCAGGAGGGGGGAAAGAAACAGUCCAACCUUUGCAUUAAACUUUUGGGGAAGCCAAAUUUUCUGGCCUGGUGGGAUUAAUUGCCCAAUUAAUUGCUCCUGGUUCGCCGGCUGUUCGCCUGCUUGUGAGCCAAGGAAAGAUUUUGAGCUUUUCCUCUCCCCACCCCUUUUCCAAAAAAAUAAAACCCACCUGUCCCAUCUUCUGUAAAUAUAUAGUCUUAUUUUAGUUUUCCAUUCGUGAAAGUUUCCCCUCUUGGUUUGCCCCAAUGAGGAUUAUCCGGUUAAUAAUAAAAACAUUGAAAAAUAAA